Nakaseomyces glabratus is the source of this 1986-nucleotide messenger RNA. RefSeq names its product putative serine/threonine protein kinase KIN4 (gene KIN4). Gene Ontology annotation, cellular component: cytoplasm. Gene Ontology annotation, biological process: intracellular signal transduction; protein phosphorylation. Lineage: Eukaryota; Fungi; Ascomycota; Saccharomycetes; Saccharomycetales; Saccharomycetaceae. Gene Ontology annotation, molecular function: protein serine/threonine kinase activity; ATP binding. The record is from RefSeq and is a predicted model, not a curated record.
AUGGCGACAAUACCGAAGAGGCAUACUUAUGGUGGAGGACCCGAGGUGCACUACACGCGGAACCCAUAUUCAGCCGCUCCUAGGAAUUCCAUGAGUAGUAGGGGUAAGAAGCACGUGACUUUUGGUCCAUAUAUUGUUGGUUCUACUCUAGGCGAAGGUGAGUUUGGGAAAGUGAAGCUAGGUUGGACGAGAACGCCAUCUACGGGUCCUGAGCAACGUCCUGCGGUCUCCAAGCAGGUGGCCAUCAAGCUUAUCAGGAGAGACACCAUAGUCAAGAACUCAGAGAAGGAGAUUAAAAUAUACAGGGAGAUCAAUGCUUUGAAACACUUGACACACCCUAAUGUAGUGAGACUCGAAGAAGUGCUACAGAAUUCAAAGUAUAUCGGAAUAGUACUGGAAUAUGCUUCUGGUGGUGAAUUCUACAAAUAUAUUCAACGGAAGAGAAGAUUGAAAGAGUCAACUGCAUGCAGACUUUUUGCUCAAUUAAUAAGUGGUGUUACAUACAUGCACUCGAAGAAUCUAGUACAUAGGGAUUUGAAGUUAGAAAACUUGCUUCUGGAUAAAAAUGAGAAUUUAGUGAUAACGGAUUUUGGUUUUGUCAACGAGUUUUUACCGGACAACGAAUACAUGAAGACAUCGUGUGGUUCUCCCUGCUACGCGGCACCUGAAUUGGUGAUAAGUACCAGACCUUAUGUUGCUAGAAAAGCAGACGUCUGGUCCUGCGGUAUCAUUUUGUAUGCAAUGUUGGCCGGAUAUCUACCGUGGGAUGACGAUUCUACAAAUCCUGAAGGAGAUGACAUCGGCAAACUUUACCAAUACAUAACGAGAACUCCACUAAAGUUUCCAGAGUAUAUCACACCGAUACCCAGAGAUUUACUAAGGAAGAUACUGGUUCCAGACCCUAAUAAGAGAGUGAAUAUGCAGUAUAUCCACAGACAUGAAUGGCUAAAACCACAUAGGCCGUUUUUGGCAGUUAGCACAUCGCAGUGGGAUAAACUUAUAAAGAAUAGUGCAAAUGUACAAUUGGAUCAUACAAAGAGAGUUAGCAGAACAUCACAACAUUUUGAAACAGAGCAGGAAAAUUCAUCCGUUAACCAACCAGUCAGGUCUGAUAUGGUGAAUAAAGCAAUGGACACGUCAAAUACCACCGAUGAUGCACAACACAGUAUACCGAACAGGCAACCUUUAGCUAACGUAUUCAUCAAUUCUAGGACCUACUCUGCAAGAUCUGCAUCAUAUGCUCCAAGACAUUCUAUGUCAGAUGAUCCAAAUGCCAUCGAAUCAGCGAGACAUGCUGUUCAAAAUAAACAUGAAAGUAAUUUGGCAACUGUGAUGGGAUCGCCCAAUAAGGAUAAGGAUGACACAACAGAAGAUAAUAACCUAGAGACUGUGGCACGUACCAGUUCACAUCACAGGAAACCCCGCCCCACGUCUUACUACCCUGUAGAUAUCAACAGAUCUGCAAACAACUUCUCUCCAAUCGUCCUAAACUUAACUAACUCAGAUGAGAAUGAUAACUCAAAGCAUCCAUACUCCACAAGCACAAGCAACAACCCAGUGGCACCAACACCACAGCGAGACCAGAGCCAAGUGGUCACUGACGAGCAUGGUUUGCAAUUGGAGAAAAACAGAGUUCGAGAACAACCGCUGACAUCAGACAAAUCACGCAUGUCGAGUCUGCGCAGCAACGCUACUGCUAAGUCUAGCGAUUCCAAGAAGAACAAGAGAUUCAGUCUUCUCUCCUUUUACACAAAUAACGGGUCCAAGACAUCCCUCCAUAAUGACUCCAAGGUGUCCGUGACUCCAUCCUCGAAAGAAGAAUCAGCCACGGUGCCACCUUCUAUACCUUCAGUAGUCCACCAUACGGACACUACGGAGAACAAGAGAAAUCACAGAGCCUCAAUGAUGGGCCCUUCAGCGGGCGGAGAUAAGUCCACUGCUAGAAGAGUCAUCGACUUCUUCAAACGGAGAAGCAUGAGAAUGUGA